Molecule: messenger RNA, 3899 nt
Organism: Oryzias melastigma (Indian medaka)
Lineage: Eukaryota; Metazoa; Chordata; Actinopteri; Beloniformes; Adrianichthyidae
Product: zinc finger protein 37-like
Exons: 2
Coding region: 219-1445 (408 amino acids)
Biological process (GO): central nervous system development; regulation of transcription by RNA polymerase II
Cellular component (GO): nucleus
Molecular function (GO): RNA polymerase II cis-regulatory region sequence-specific DNA binding; DNA-binding transcription factor activity, RNA polymerase II-specific
Source: RefSeq, a predicted model, not a curated record
AGCGGUGCAACCGUUUUGCUUCCGCAUCCAGAAAAUGCAGCCACAAGGACGGCGUUGUUUCGUUCGGACGUGGUUCGGGUCCGAACUCUCCAACUUUGGUCGUCAAAAGGGGUUGAACGUAAAGACGACGUAUCUGUGAUUGUGAGACUAUCAGAUGAUCGGAGCUGCUGCUGUUCAGAAGAAUUUGGUGUUCUGGAGAUCUGAGCUACAGCAGGAACAUGUCUUCAGAAGCUCAGAGAGAGUCUGUCAGCGAGCACCUUUCUGCUGAUGAAACCUUCAGACUCUGUGAAGGAACCAUCGUCCAGAAUGAGGAGAACCCCGAGCUUCAGCUCCACCUUAUAGUCCUCCCCCAGGAUUGGGGGAUAGAAGAGGAAGAUCUCCGCAACCAGCAGAGGAACUUCAGAGUGGAACAGAAUGAUCCAGAAACUACACAGACUAAAGAGGAACUGGAAGAACCAGAACUUCUACAGAUUAAAAUGGAGCAGGAAGAACAAGAACCAGUACAGAUUAAAGAGGAACUAGAGGAACCUGAACCUCCACAGAUAAAAGAAGAGCAAGAAGAACUCUGCAUCAAUCAGGACGAAGAGCAACUUGAUCUGAAGCAGGAGACUGAAACCUUGAUGGAGAUUCCUACUUCUGAGGAGAGUGAGAACAGUGAAGCAGAUCUAAACAAUCAGCAGAGCUUUAAUGGAACUGAUAGUGAGGAUGAAGAAUUAAGCCAAUAUGAAGAAUCAACAUCAACUACAGAAGAAGAGACAGAAACACAGAACAGAGAUCAGAGAGAGAGAAGAGACAGAAGUCAUGUCCAAAAUGUGGACAACUCUCACAUGUCAGGAAGUCAGUGUGACUCUGAUGUUGGAAAACAUUUCAAGAAGGCAACUUUGAGUAAGAAAUGCAAACAACCCCCGAAAGAAAAUAGUCUAUCCUCUGUAAAGUCUGGUAAAGGGACAAGAAUUGCACACAGUACGUCUCUCCACAUGAGAACCGAGUCUGAUGAAAGACCUUAUGUCUGUGAGGAAUGUGGUAAAAGUUUUGGUAAAAACUCUCAGGUCAUAAUUCACAUGAGAACUCAUACAGGAGAAAAGCCCUUUUCAUGUAAGGAAUGUGAUAGAAGCUUUAGUAGAAUAUAUCACCUCAAAACACACAUGAGAACUCAUACAGGAGAGAAACCUUUUCCGUGUAAAGAAUGUGAUAAACGUUUUAGUCAAAUAUCUGUUCUCAAAAGACACAUGAGGACUCAUACAGGAGAGAAGCCUUUUUCUUGUAAGGAAUGUAAUAAAAGUUUUCGUCAAAUAUCUAAUCUUAAAACACACAUGAGAACUCAUACAGGAGAGAAGCCUUUUUCAUGUAAUGAAUGUGAUAAAAGUUUCCGUCAAAUAUCUAAUCUAAAUAUACACAUAAAAACUCAUACAGGAGAGAAGCCUUUUUCUAGACAAAAAUUGUAAUAACGAAUGAAGUAAAAAUCCUGCAACUUAAAAAAAAAGAAGGAAUACUCACAGCACAGGACUCGUACUGAAAAACAUUAGUGGUUUGAAUAAGAAGGUUGAAAUAUUGUGAUUUUAUUUACCAGGUAAUAAAAAAUCUAAGUUUUAGAAUUAGAAUUUAAAAUGUGAAUAACAGGGUUCCCUGCAGGGUCUUAAAAAGGUUGAAUUUGAAAAUUUGGUAAUAAGACCUUAAAAAGCAUUACAUAAGUCUUAAAUUUUGAUAUUUUGGUCAUUAAAAUAGUGCAGUUUAAUACUUUUUCCAUAUGACUUUUCUGAUCCAAAGAUUUUUUUUUUAGAUAGGAUUGUAUAAGUAAAGCGCAGGGAAGAUCGUUCAAGAGGAAGAUUACAAGUGAAGAUGAAGAUGUACAAGCUAAAAUUAGAAGAAAAUCAGAAAGGAGGUGCAUUCUCUGUAUUUAUCAAGUUCUUUAGUACAACAAUCAAUUAAAUAUUUGCUUUUGUUUUCAACAAAUUGGAAUAUUCCAGUAAGUCCAGUUGCCAAAUGCCUGUAUGAAUUCGUCCAUGUUUAUAGUCUCUUAAACCUACUUUGACUGAUCUCAAAUUCUGGAUUACAGCGAAUCCAUCAGCACUCUUCUAUUAUUGUUCUUAUUAUUUUUUUAUUUAUAUCUUUUGUGUUUUAUUUAGCAAAAAUACAACGUCAGAGACAACUGUUUACACACAUUUGGCUUAUUAGUCUCUGAUAAUUUCACUGCACCUAAAUGUGUGUAAUGAAGUAAUGAAGGUUUUCUGUAGUCUAGUAAUUGUAAUUUGAUUGAAGAGCUGAAUAAAGCAUCUGUGCUUGUCUCAGAGUUUGGGUUACAGAACCGCGCCAUCAGGGGAGGCAGUACGGCAAGCCAAAAGGAUCAGAAGUUGCUUGGAAGAGCUGGCAUGGCAGCGCCUAACCUGCACAUGUACCACUGAUAAAAAUAAUUAUUUUAAAUAUUUAAAUGUUAGUUUCAAUACUACAAUUAAUACAAAAAAUAACGAAAGUUUAACUUUAAAUUUUUCAUUUCAGAUUUAAUUUUGUACAUUGAGGGUGGGGAUGGAAAGGAAAAAUAGCACUCCAUUUUUGUAGAUUUGGUCUCCAGACAUGUAAAUGUAACCAGAAACGUAUUCAAACUCGAGUUGUGUCAGUCAAAUGUAUUAGUUUUACAGGUAUGGAAAAUCGUAAAAUAAGGUACUUUUUUCCCCCCAAAAAACGAAAGCUCCACGAAAGCUGUCAGGAAUCCAGUUUAGUCUAACUACACUCCACCUGUCAGGAAAGACCUGACAGGUGGAGUGUAGUUAGACUAAACUGGAUUUCUGUUGUAAUGUUGCAAUUGAUGGUCCUAACCAAGAGGUUUUUGACUACCAAGAGUUUCUGAAAAGGUUUUAUAAGAUGAAACAUUGAUGAGUCAAAUGCUCUGCUACAGACUGUUCUCUGUACAAAUGAGUAUCUGAGUAGUAAUGAGUAAAUGUUUGUUGUACAAUCCCAUGUUCAGUAAAUGUCCAUAGAUCUGUUAGUUUCCAUGAGGUGUUAUUUAUUAAAAACCACUUAGAAGAAAAUAAAGAAAUAAACUUGAAAUAAUACUAAUUUGUCCUUUAUUUAUGCAAAAAUACCUGCUAAAAUAGUCAAUUUGUAAUACAUUUGCUUGGGGAUGCAAAAGUUAAGGUAUACGAAUCUGAGGCUGUGAUGAGACACCACCAACACCUUAUUUUUAGCCAGGAAAAACUCUACAUAUUUGGAUACAGUUUACUCUGAAGCCUCGUUUUCACUGAACGGUAAGGUCUGGUCUGGUGUUUUAAAAAGUUUCUAUUGUAAAAUGGACCCAUUAAACCAAACCAACCUCUUUGGUGGCCCCCAUUGGUUGUACGUAUAUUGAAAAGUGGACCAGAACUGUUGUGGUAGAGCUGCUGUAUUUUUUGUCAAUAAGCCACAAUGAUCACAUAGCUCAAAAUAAAGGAUUGUGUAAUGAUUGUACACAUCAUGAGUCAGUCUUUUAGAUUUACAGAAAUGUGAAGUUUUGAAUUAAGACUUGAAUUAUGAACGAUGUAAGAUUACAUUUUUAAAGACAUUUUCAUCAUGUCCAGUUUUUGUUGGUUAAUUUUUAUUAGUAGAUUUUUGUAUUUUAUUAUAUUGUUUAAAGAUGUUAAGUUAACCAUUGUGGCUGCAGUUAACGCUGAGACAAUGUGUGUAUUACCAUGACAACACUAGUUAUUUCUACACCUCUCGAAUUCUAACACUCAGUAUUGUUCCAGUAUUGUUUUAAAUAUAAAAUAAUUGCAGUUCAUAUUUUGUUCAGUCAUGUUGGCAAAUAUCAGUUUUGUGUUUGUCUUGUGAUUCCUGUUUCAGAGAUCAGAAGUGUUUCUCUGUUUUUUUCAGUUUCCAGUGUUCUGUCUCAAUCUUUCCUGUGAGGAAUAAAGUGGACGUGAACAUCA